AUUCCUCUUCUUUUUUUUUUUUUAUCGUUCAACAGAUGUCCCCUCAAGCAAGUGAUUUAUGUACACACAUCUUGCUUGAGAAUUUUGUAUUUUAUUUUGUCUGACCUACUUUUUUUGUGCAGUAUGUCUAAUUUUAGGGGACUUGGCUCUCAACAAGCUCCGAACAAUUUAGGAAGAGAAGUAGAGAUUGGACCAUCUUAUCGGUGCUCCAUUUCAUUGAAUGAAGUAAAAGCAUCCAAUGAUCAUCAAGAUCCUGUUUCUUUCUGUAAGAUUGAAGAUGUAAUCUCGGGUGACUUACAAUAUAAUUCUUCGCUUGAUGAUAAUGUUGUCCAGCACACUCGAGGCUUUGGUCCCAAUUUCCAAGCUAAAGUUCUUGGGGAUAUUGACAAUAAACAGGAUGCUGAUAUGGAUAACCAAGUCACUGUGGACUUUUAUCCAAGCCUUCAUCGUGUUUUAGCAGAGGAAAAGGCCAAUAACAAUUUUUUCUUUCAUGGACAUGCUGUAUUUGCGACAUAUCUUAUUGAAUGGACAGACCUUAUUUUGCGCACAAGUCGAGAUACUUUGAAUCAGGCUGGAAUUUAUGGAGCUGUUUAUAUAUCAAGAUAUCCAUUCAACUAUGAGAGAUCUGUAUGGCGAGCUUUUUCUGAACUCUGGGGUCCUCUGUCUAACACAUUUCAUCAUAGCAGCGGUGAGAUGGGAAUAUCUCUGUAUGAUUUGAAGGUUAUUGGAGGGUUACCUAUUUUAGGAAUUCCUUAUGAAGAGUUCAUACCUCUUAACAAAAAAUUGGUUGGUGGCACUCCAUAUCAUUCUACUACUGCAGAGCUUUUAAGGUUCCACACUCAAAUUUAUAACUAUUUGAAGAGUGUCAAAAUUUGUGCCAAAUCAAAUGAUAUAAAUGUAUCUUGGGAGCAGUGGAUAGAAUUUUUCUAUAGAGGGAAAAAGAUGUUUCAAGGUGUGAGACAAAACUCGACUUGUGAGGCCAUAGGAGAAGACGACCAAAGGAAAGGUAAAUCAAAAGUUAAUAUUCACUCUAUUCCAUUGAACAUUUCAAAAGAGGGUAGUCUUGCAGCCUUUCUGUCUUUAUGGCUAAGUCGUUUUGUUUUUCCUACUGAGGGCUCCAACAUUAGACCUGAAACUUUUUAUAUGGCUUCAAUGAUGGCCCACGGACACAAAGUUUCACUUGCACCCUCUGUUUUGGGAUACAUUUAUCGAGCUUUGUAUGAUUCAGCCAUACAUGGCCAGGGGCGAGGUCAAGCCUUCUUACCUAUGCAUUAUGUGAUAGGUUGGUUAGCCGAGCAUUUUCGCCAUCUCUAUAGUGGUUGGGAUUUUAUGGAUCUUCCUCAUUUAAGUAAGUAUGGCGGGAUCCCUGCUGAACGUCGAAGCAUGAAUGGGGCUAGACAUAUUUUAAGGGGAGAGGAUUAUGUUAUGCAUCGGCCAUAUUCAUUUCCCAUGGAAAAAGAUCUAGACUUUCUGGAUAAUGAAGAUUUAUCUGAUGAGAAAUUUGAGUUACUGAUUUCUAUUCGUUCUUCUUUGCUACCCGUAAGAGUGGGUAACGAUGCAUAUUUAGAACCUUAUUAUCCUAACAGAUUUGCUCGCCAGUUUGGUUUCGAUCAAGGUGUGCCCUCAGAUAAGUUUUGUCUGAGUAUUCCUAGGAGGAGGCAGUGUGGAAUAAGCAAAAUUGAUAAAGCUUGGGUUUUAAUAUUAAGGAGAAAUACUGGCAUACACUUUCACAUUCCUAGGACUCUCCGUAUGGGUCAAUGCACGUGGUGGUACUGUCGUUGGUGGGUGAGGAGUUGCAUUCCAUACUUGGGGAGAUCUGUGAAGGCCAUCCAUUCAACAUUGUCCAAGCAACCAUUCAAAGAAGAGGAGUCAAAUUAUGUAAUCAAAGACAUUCGCUUACUUUACUCCAACCCUGAAGAAGUUUUUGAGAGAUGUCCUCCCCAACAUAAUUAA
Cannabis sativa is the source of this 1953-nucleotide messenger RNA. RefSeq lists its product as uncharacterized. The coding region runs from base 124 to 1953 and encodes 609 amino acids. The transcript has a single exon. The record is from RefSeq and is a predicted model, not a curated record. NCBI's taxonomy places the organism in Eukaryota, Viridiplantae, Streptophyta, Magnoliopsida, Rosales, Cannabaceae.